CUUGCCGUAGCGCAAAUGAAAGGAAACAAAUAGCUGCCAGGUGCAAUGGCAGAAUUUUAUGGGUGACAUCAAGUCGACACUACAGUGUGAGAAUGUCACAUUUAUGGUGUUGUUUAGACACGUGUAGGAUUUUAUAAACUUAGGCACCCUUUAUGCAAACUCGGAAAAUUGCCCGUGCUGUGGAAUGUCCUGCGCCGGAGGCGACGGCAAUGAGCGCAACCGUGUCCUUGCCACCAAUGGCUGAGCGCCUCUGACAUGCUGUCAUCGUGUUGACAAAAUGUUGCCGUCAGGUACAGAAGUGGUGGCCCGCUACAACUUCAAUGGCAAGUCGAGUGAGGACCUGUCUUUUACCAAGGGGGAUAUCAUGACCAUCGUCUCCGAGACUCCGGACUGCAAUUGGUUCCGGGCAAGGCAUAGUGAUGGGCGUGAAGGCCUGAUACCACUCAACUACAUCCUCCGCAGGGCGGAGGUCAAGCUCAAUUCUAUGCCAUGGUUCCACGGAAAGAUAAGCCGCGAGCGAGCAGAGAUGUUGCUACAGCCUCGGGAAGACGGGCUCUUCCUGGUGCGCGAAAGCACCAACUACCCUGGUGAUUACACACUGUGUGUCUGCUUCCGAUCUAAGGUGGAGCACUAUCGUGUUAUCUACCGCAUGGGCAAGCUCACAAUUGACGAGGAGGAAUACUUUGAAGGGCUGCCACAGCUCAUUGAGCAUUACGAGCAAGAUGCAGAUGGGCUAUGCACACGGCUGUCGCGCUCGGUGCCUAAGCAAGGUGGUGAGGUGGCAAUUGACCACCGAGCGUUUGAGAUGGCUGGCUGGGCAAUCAAGAAGCAGGACUUACAAGUGAUUGAGAACAUUGGCAAGGGCGAGUUUGGAGAUGUCUUGCUUGCAAACUACAAAGGCCAGAAGGUAGCAGUAAAAAAAAUAAAGGAAUCUGGCAAGAACAUGCUCAUUGCUGAGGCGUCACUUAUGACGUCCCUACGUCACCCAAACCUUGUCCAGCUUCUUGGCCUGGUCAUUGAGGAGAACUCACUGCAAAUUGUCACCGAGUACAUGGCCAAAGGUUCCCUGGUGGACUACUUGCGUUCCCGGGGACGGCUCCAUGUCACACGUGUGGAUCAGAUCAACUUUGCCACUGACACGUGUGCGGGCAUGGCGUACCUAGAGUCCAAGCAUGUGGUGCAUCGAGACCUUGCUGCUCGGAAUGUGCUCAUCUCGGAUGACUGCCUCGCCAAGGUAUCCGACUUUGGCCUGGCAAAAGACGAGAGUGACAAUCUAGAGGGUGGCAAGUUUCCUAUCAAAUGGACUGCCCCCGAAGCCCUCAAAUGCAACAAAUUCUCCAACAAGUCAGACAUGUGGAGCUUUGGCAUUCUGCUGUGGGAGAUCUACUCCUUCGGCCGGGUACCCUACCCUCGAAUUCCCCUGGCAGAUGUGGUGCGUCACGUGAGCAAGGGCUACCGCAUGGAAUCGCCUGAGGGCUGUCCUAGUGAAGUGUACGAGCUCAUGCGUGCUGCCUGGCAGGAGGAACCUCAGGAGAGACCCACCUUUGCGCAGGUGCUACGCAAGCUGCAGGGUUUGAAACUUGAAGCUCAGAAUGCCAUCUGACAGCAUCCCACAAACAACGUCCCAGGGAUGGCGACGUCUUCUCACUCAGCAGACGCCUGUGCACAACUCCCGUCUUCUAGUAGGCAGGACCAGACAGCUGAGAAGCACCACUCUCUCGCCAGUGAAUUGACUUUUGAACAGAUGCAAGGACUGAAAUGCAGUAUAUCGGCCGCUCCUGUUGUCGGUGUUGCAGCUGUAAGCAGCACUGUGGUGGAGUACGCUGCAGUGAAUGCCGAACAAAGUAUACCUGAGGAUUCAAGUGGCACACUCCUCUUGAGUGCAGAAAUGCCUAUUCUGGAUGCGUGUCUGCAAGAAAGAACUCUGCUGCAAGAGUCAGUCGGUGGCGGGGUAGAAACUGGGCCCGCCAAGACGGCUGCACCCUGUAAGGUGCGGAGUGGUGGCAGUGGUGCUUUGAGCACUACACAGAAGCCAUCAUCGAGCAGCCUAGGAGAGCACCGGACGCGAGUCUCCGUGGCAGGUGCGUUUGCACUCUUGGUGACAGCCUACCUUCAGACCCAGAUCCCUCCAUAGGGGAUGCUCAGUGCCACUCUUGUAUAAGUCUGGAUCACGCCGGGCAACUGUUCUGCUUUGAGGUUUCGUUUUUCUGUCGUGGUUUUUUUGUUUUUGCUUUCUUAUCCUGUGACACCUGCUUGCUCUUGGGCAGGAGUAGCCAUCUUAUUUCUAUUUUAUCAAUUUGAGUGAUACUCAGUUCCGAUAGAGGAGUUUGUGGACGCGUUGCCUUUUGCUGAGAUCUCUGUAGAGAACUCUCUUCUGCUUCACUUCUGCCGAACAUGCGCUUUAGUACACGCAAAGUGUGUAUUGCUCAGAGAAACGUGAUAUUGUUCAGCGUGGAGUAACUGUACCAAUUUCUAAAGCCCACCCAAAAUUUAAAGGCACGUGAUAGACUGGCUUCUUUACAAAUUAUAGUCAGCGCAACAUGACCAGAUGUUAGAAUAAGAAGUAUGCAUAUCUUCUUGUACCAGCCACAAUUAACUUCUUUUUUAUGCCGGUCUAUAUGUGUAAUAUUACUGCCAACAAUUUUCCUCUGCUAUUGUGAAGCAGCAUCCUUGAAGCUCUGGUAUUCUUUUUUUUUAUUAAGUGUCAUGUGAUGUGAAAGCUUCUGUUCUUUGGUAUCAUGUGCAUUGCUAAAGUAAAUAGCUGGUAAGUACUGUAGCAUGACGAGUUGCAAUGUGUCCAUUCUAAAGGAAUAAUACUUUCAAAAAAAGAGUUCGCUGUUACCUACCUCUGUCCUUGCGUUCUUACUUCUACACAAAGUUCAGAUUUAUCACCCCCAUUCUCUUCAUGAAAUUGUUAAGGUCUAUAUGAUGAGAGCAGGCAUGGCAUUGUUUGCCAUGUAUAUUUUCUCUCCUUUGCAACUUUCAGCUCGCACACACUUUAACUUCCAUGUAAGCAAAAACAAAUGUCAGCCUUUUUUGUGGUUGCAUGUUUGUUUGGCUCAGCAGACACAUUAGGAUGAAUGCAGAGUGCUGUCCAAUUGUUGCUAUUUCUGUAGGCGUCUAUGCAGAAACUUGGUGUGAAAGCUUUUUCAUGAUUGGGUGUUCCAUUUUCUCCAUUCCGAGCUGUGCCAAAGUGAACAGCAGUUGUGCUUGAUGAAGGAGACUUGCAAAUCACUUUUGUGAUGUUGGUGCACAAUGCACCCUGUGCAAAAGUUGCAGAUCUCUGUGCAAAUUGCACAGCUAAGGAAGCUCUGUGAUGCUACAAAAAGCCCAUAUUAGCUAACCUAACAAAUGGCCACCACAACCACUAGAUAAUUUCUGUAUCUUCAUGCUGCACUCUAUAAACUUUCUGCUGUGUGACAUGGCAAAUUCUUGUCUGCCAUCUGUAGAUCUUGAAUGAGUCAUAUCUUGUUUAAUGAGGGCCAGGAUAAUUUAAGUUUUACUCUAAUUAUUUUCCUUUUCACUGUUUGUCAGUAGCUCAAACUAAGUUUGACCUAUUAUAUCACCAGGAUCGGCCACUUGUGAGCUGUAGAUGAUAACAAAGGAACAGAACCGAGUGAAAGAAAUAACUAAUUUUUACCCUGCAUACAAUACGAAAGCCUCCUUGUGUUUUUUUUGUAUUUUUUUCUUUUUACAGUAGUACAUCACUGCUAAAAGUUUCGCUGAAAGUGAACAGAACUGCUCUAUUUCUUACUGUGUGAUAAGCCUGUCUUAGGUAUGAGAAAUGUGGCCAAGUUAUUCUGAAAAUGCCAAAAAUCAUUCCUUCCCUAGUGGUGCAUUAUCCAUUUACAGUGUAGCAAGGGGCAUAAUUUGGGAGCUUUUUAAACAUUUUGCUCUUUUUUGUGCCAACCAGUUUUUGGCCUAUGCGCAAGACUGGUGUUUGCGGUACCUGGUUGUCUGUAACGCCUAGCUGUGGCUUUAUGCCCCAUCUUUCAGUUGCUUGCACUGCUUUUGUGUCUUGCCAUGCUGCUCUUCGUGUAGGCCACUCUUGCUUCUUCUUGCAGUUGCCGCCAUUCUUGACUGUCAGUGCUGAAGUUUUCUAAGCUGCCUGACCAGUGAGGUAUGGCCAGUGUACAAGCAGCAAUGUUAUCGUGAAGCAAUGUUUGUCCCACAAUGCGCCACAGCAAAGAUAUUCGUGUUAUUCACCACCUGGCGUUUUCAAGAUGGCACUAUCGCCUGACUGCAGUGCCGUUUUUUGCUUAUAUUAGUAUGUUCUGUGGCCUGUUUGAUUUAAAAGGGUGCUAAAGGUGACAUUGAGUCUAACUAUAGUGACAGAUGGCAUUCCUGAAAACUCAUUGUUUUUUUUAUUAGUUUGUUUUUUUAAGAGAAGGGUAGUCAGUUCAAAAUGGCAUGUCUCUCUCUGUUUUCACUGUCCUUGAAUUAUGAAGAUACCACAUUCAUGGCCACAUGAUUGUUGGCGCUGUGCAGAAACUGCUGUCAUAUCGUGCACUGUCGCCCUUUUGAGUUGAAAACAGAUACUGUGGAGUGUUUUUCUAUGACAGACCAGCAAUCGUGGCUUAGUUGCACUUCUUCAUAUUACAAUGCAUUGUGACUUGCCUCUUUAUUGUCCACCAUCAAUGACUAUUCUUCGUGCAUCAUCAGCUUAGCUUGACAUACUUUUUGCCUUCAGCGUCCCUUAAUGAAAAAGCAUUCCCAGGCUUAGUGACAUGCAGGUUAUUGCGUGCGCACAAUUUUUACAUAAGGAGUACACAGCCUUGCCAAGUUUAGUAAAGUGUUGUUUCUGUCUGCCACAAAGGAAACAGAUCAAGUACACAUUUUCCUGCCCAUAGGUUUCAUUAGGAUGACUCAAUGGUUGUUUAAAGGCUUGUUUCGACAAGGCCAUUCUCUUGCUUAUAAUGCUGCAAGCAAUCCUUUGGUGGUUUUUUUGCCUUAGUGUACUCCGCAUGGAGUAAUGGAGUUCAGCAUAGUAGGCAUGGAUGCAGGAACAUAAACAAACAGGGGACGUACUUAAAUGCUGUAUCUUCAAACAGAUGUGUACUGCCUUGGAGCUGGGCAUCUCUUUCUUUUUCUUUACAUUCUAAAUUUUGGCAGUGGGAAAGUUCAAUUGGAGGACUGUAUCAGUUUUCCCAAAGUUAAUUGAAGGCAGUGGUAUAGAGCUAGGUGUUAUCGAUACUAAGGAAGAUGUCAGCGAAAAGUUAAAUAGCAAGUUUACUAGUAGCAGACAUUGUAAAGAAUUAUUUUGUGCCUUUACACUUUACAAGUCAAUUUAUACGUUGCGCCCGUGUGGUACUUUUACAAAUAAUAGAGCAGAAUUGAGAUUUAAGCUAGCAUUCUGAUUUUAUAUUUGAUGUGCACUCUUUUAUGGUCACAUUAGUAGCUUGAAAGAGUUUGUAGGGGUGCACCAUUUGAUAGUAAUGCUAAUGAAUGUUGUAGUAGGUAUAUAUUGAUAACUGCAAAUUUUAUUCCUAGUUAGUUAUUACCGCAUCCAAUUUUAUGUUCUAAAUUGUUUAAUGACUCUGUUGUUUACAUGCCUUUAUAGGUUAUUUUAACAUAAGUAUUGCAUUGUUGAACAUCAUAAGAUCUUUCUUUCCGUGAUUAAGUGCUAGGUUUAUAAUAGCUUUGCUUUUACAACCUUUAAAAUUAAUUUUUAGCUGCUGCCUUUAUACAAGCAGAUCAGAAAACCCAGAGAAAAGCCUUCAGUAAAGGCGCAUGGGCUUAAAGCAGCUCAUAGUUUUCUGCUAAUCAUAAUUAAACUAUCAGACAAAGUAGUGACAGGCAGUGUUUUGAGGACCUGUCACUGUGCUAUGAAUGUAGAGCUGGGCAUGCCAAGUUUCUGGCACUUGCAAAUAAAGGCCGCUGCAGUCUUUUUACCAAGUUGGUCUGUUGCUGCACAGCUGUCAUCAUCCUUUGAGCAGCACUCUGCGCACCUCUUAAAGGAAAUGCUGGUCAUUGUUGUUUGUUGACAAGGCACUUGUUUUGGCAGCAGGUACUUUCAGAAAGUCCAGCAUAUGUGGCAGUUUUAUUUGUGUGCUGAUGUCGAGCUUCUCGGCAGAAAUAAUGUAAUGAUCUUGUUCUAGUUCUAUUCAGUUUUGUGCUUCAUCAUUCGUCCAAACAGUGCCUCCCUUACAUUAUUGCCAGAAUCGGCUGGUCCGAAGUGGUAGUCUGGUGAUACGAGUCUACACUAUGCUGGCCCUGCUCUUUCUGUUUGACCAAAGUGGAAGUUUCUUCAGUGCUUCAUGGGCCUGGGGAUAUGGGGCAUCUUUCUUCUUUUUCCUAUUUCUGAAGCAACAUAGUGUUGGCCUCAGUUCGUGCAGUUACAGUGUUGCAUUGUUAUUUAUUUGAGGUAUUUACUUGCAGCAGUGUUCUUGAUAUAUGCCUAACCUGUCUUUUUGCUUCUGUGUUUGAUCCCUCUAUGCCAGCACAAAGAAUCCUUUAAGUGCUGGCCUCCUUGUGGACAAAGCAGUGAUCAUAUGCCAUAAAUAAUCCCUUCACCAAGUGCAUGACACUUUUCAACAUCUGUGUGGUGUCUUCCCUACCAUGAUAACAGGACAGUUUUAUAUCAUGAAAAAAACAUUUUACAGCGUCAAUAUUUCAGUGAACUUCUACCACCAAAAAUUUUUUUACUGCUAUUAGCCUAGAGUGCGCUCUGGUACCGUUUUGGCUGAGAGAAAAUAUUUCUUUUGGACAUGUCGUGAUUGUGUAUGACUGUGAAUAACCAGCUUUAAAGGAUACGCUCCUCAUGGCUUAAAAGUGUGCAUGAACCCAAAGUGACAUUUUUAAUGGAUAUUUUGUCUUUAAAUCUAUGACAAUCACUGGAGUUGUGUUCUUGUGCUGUGUUUGGCUGUUGUCUGCCCAUUUUCGUGUGUGUGCUGACUUGGCAUACAGUGAGGGGGUAGUCUUUUUCUGCAGAUUUGUUUAAUGGGAAGAGUUUUGUCCAACUUGCUGUGCUGAUAAGUACAGUGCCUUUGAGGAGCGCAAGGUGUAUUUGUUUCGCACUUGAGUUGACUCUUUUGAAAUUGAUUUGCUGCUCAAGGAACUGGUGUGUGAGCCAUGAGUGAGGCUGUUACAUGCUCUUCGUGCAGUUGUGAACUUUUGAUCUGGUCUUUAAACAUGAGACAUUAAAGGCUUUUCACUUCCUGCCAUGAUGCAGGCUUGUAUACCCA
Molecule: messenger RNA, 7184 nt
Organism: Dermacentor albipictus
Lineage: Eukaryota; Metazoa; Arthropoda; Arachnida; Ixodida; Ixodidae
Product: tyrosine-protein kinase CSK-like
Biological process (GO): protein phosphorylation
Molecular function (GO): protein binding; ATP binding; non-membrane spanning protein tyrosine kinase activity
Source: RefSeq, a predicted model, not a curated record